This is a messenger RNA of Cucurbita moschata (crookneck pumpkin), 1825 nucleotides long. Its product is annotated as high mobility group B protein 6-like. NCBI's taxonomy places the organism in Eukaryota, Viridiplantae, Streptophyta, Magnoliopsida, Cucurbitales, Cucurbitaceae. Bases 51 to 1529 code for a protein of 492 amino acids. The transcript has 9 exons. Gene Ontology annotation, molecular function: DNA binding. The record is from RefSeq and is a predicted model, not a curated record.
AUUUUCAAAUUUCGCCUUCAAACCCUAUCUGUCUCUCUCUUCUAUCUUCAAUGGCCAGUUCCGCCACUGCUGAAGUUCUGGUCACCGGCGAGCCCGUCGGACGGACGAAGAAACCUAGAAACAGCCGGAAGGCUCUCAAGGACAAAAACUCGUCACCGGAGGAAUCUCAAUCUAUGGUCACGAAGGUAACGCAGCCGUCGGAAGAGGAGAACCUCUCUCAGAAUCAACCGAAGCCGAAAGCUGCGCAGAAGAAGCAGCCGGCGAAGCAGUCCUUCGAUAAAGAUUUGCAGGAAAUGCAGGACAUGCUACAACAAUUGAGGCUCGAUAAGGAGAAGACUGAGGAGCUUUUGAAAGAAAAGGAUGAGAUGCUUAAGCAGAAGGAUGAAGAGCUUAAAACGAGGGAUAAAGAACAGGAGAAGCUCCAGAUCGAAUUGAAGAAGCUGCAGAAAUUGAAGGAAUUCAAACCUAAUAUGAACUUCCCUAUGAUUCAAAUUUUGAAAGACAAGGAGCAAGAGAAGAAAGAGAAGAAGAAGUGCUCAGAAAAGAAGCGGCCCUCUCCACCUUACAUAUUGUGGUGCAAAGAUCAGUGGAAUGAGAUCAAGAAGGAGAAUCCAGAGGCGGAGUUCAAAGAAAUCUCUAACAUUUUGGGGGCAAAAUGGAAGAGUGUUACUGCAGAGGAGAAGAAGCCAUAUGAGGAAAGGUAUCAGGCAGAGAAAGAAGCCUAUUUACAAAUCACUUCUAAAGAGAAGCGUGAGACUGAGGCGAUGAAGCUGUUAGAAGAGGAGCAGAAGCAGAAGACAGCCAUGGAGUUGCUUGAUCAAUACCUCCAAUUCAAAGAGGAAGCAGAGAAGGAUAACAAGAAGAAGAAGAAAGAGAGAGAUCCACUGAAGCCCAAGCAACCGAUGUCGGCGUUUUUCCUCUUCUCAAAUGAGAGGCGUGGAUCCCUUUUUGCUGAGAACAAGAAUGUCCUAGAGGUAGCUAAGAUAACAGGAGGGGAGUGGAAGAACAUGACAGAGGAGCAAAGAGGUCCCUAUGAAGAGAUGGCGAAGAAGAAAAAGGAGAAAUACAUGCAGGAGAUGGAAACUUACAAGCAGAAAAAGGAGGAAGAAGCAGCAAACCUCAAGAAGGAAGAGGAAGAGCAAAUGAAGCUUCAGAAACAUGAAGCUUUGCUACUGCUAAAGAAGAAAGAGAAAACUGAGACAAUUAUAAAGAAAACAAAGGAGGAACGCCAGAAGAAGAAGAAGGAAGGGAAGAAAAACGUUGAUCCUAACAAGCCUAAGAAGCCUGCAUCCUCUUACAUCUUGUUCAGCAAAGAAGCAAGGAAAGUUGUAAUGGAGGAGAAGCCUGGAGUGAACAACUCCACAGUCAAUGCCCUGAUUUCAGUGAAAUGGAAGGAACUAAGUGAAGGGGAGAGAAAAAUAUGGAAUGACAAAGCUGCAGAAGCCAUGGAAGCUUACAAAAAGGAAGUGGAGGAAUACAACAAAACUGUUGCUGAAACAACAAAGGGUGAGGAGGAGGAGAAAGCCUGAGAAAAAGAAUUAAUUAGUUAAGUGUUUUUUCUCUGUUCAAGUGUUAUUUGAACAGUCACUAACAAAUGACUGAUUUUGAUUAGCAGCAGCUAAUCUUGUUUGUUCAUCCAAUUGAUUUCUUCUCUAGCUGUUAGAUUGUUGGCAUAAUUCAGUGCUAGGUUUUUCUUUAUGAAAUUAGUAUUUGUUCCAUCGUAAUCUGAAUGAGAAAGUUCUGACUGAUUUUGGGUCUUUUUAUGAUGGGUACAAUACCAAAAUAUUCAAACAUGUGAUGACUGAAGAAGGUCGUCAUCAUUGAC